UAUAUUUAUCGCCUUGGAGAGGGUGGGGGGGUGUUAUCGUGCACAAAUUAGGGUUGAUGGGAGGAUGCCAUCAUUUGUAUAGUUUCUUCACUACCAUGUGGCAAUCUAAAUUUUAAAAAAGUACCUUAAAAUAGGAGGGAGGGGGAGUUGCUGUAUACAUAAAAAAUUUUGUGGACAAAUAAAUAAAUUUGCGGACUUUAAAAUUUUCUAAAAAAAUUUUUUUCAGAAUGAUUCUUCUUUUAUGUCUGACACUUCAUUUUUCCAUUCAUUUGGUGGUCGACGUUCUUCAACUCCUUUUCUUGGAAAAGAUGUUCAAUUAUUUAUUUGUAAGUUUAGAAAUUUUUUGUGUUUGUUUAGGGGGGAUUUUUUGCAAAAAUUUUUUUUUCUGCGGACAAUUUUUGCGGACUUUUUCUUUUUUGCGGACAACUUCUGCAAAUACUUUUUCGUAAUUUUAUUGCGGACAAAUUCAUUUUUCAUGAACUUUCUGGCAGAAAAUUUUUGCGGAUUUUUUCUUUACGAAUAAUUUUUUCCAGACGAAUUUUUUGUUGAUUUUUUUUUGCUUUUUUGCGGACUUUUUCUUUUUUUUUGCGGACAAAUUUUGCAGUCGUUUUUGCGGAUUUUUAAUUGCGGACAAUUUUUCUGACGAAUUUUUGCAGAAUUUUUUUUCUGCGGAUUUUAAAAAAACCUUUCUGGCAGACAAUUUUUGCGGAAUUUUUUUGCUUUUUUUUGCG
Molecule: messenger RNA, 731 nt
Organism: Meloidogyne enterolobii
Lineage: Eukaryota; Metazoa; Nematoda; Chromadorea; Rhabditida; Meloidogynidae
Source: the annotation of a GenBank genome assembly